AUGGCACAAAACAACAGCGUUUCCUCUCUGAGUGAAGAUCAUGUUCGCUAUGGUCUUGAUUUUUUUUUCUGUUUUUUCCCCAUCUAUGAUGUACAUUCAUUUUCAUAUCUCGGUUAUUCUUUGACAGUUUUUCUACUUUUCAUAUCGCUAUCAUUUUCUUUCUUUUCUUUUUCUUUAUUCAGUUCUUUUCCUACUGUUUCCAAUGACUUAUUUAUUUUCAUUUUAUCUUUUCUUUUUUUUUCUUCUCUAUUUUUCUUUUUCGUUUCCUUCCAUCCGUCGCAUGUUCAUUUCCGGUUCUUCUUGCCCCUUCCGGAGAUUUUCGCUUCCGACUAUCAUUCCGAACGUUUGUCUGGCCAGCCAUUCGGUCACUUUCCUAAUUAUGCCAACGGCAGUUUUAGCACAUUUUAUUCUCUCUAUCGUAUCUUCUUUCUUUCCUAUUCUUUUCUUCAAUAUGAUUAUCCUCUGUUACUCUAUUCUUAUAGCUUUCUUUUUUACAUCUCUCUUUUUGUAUAUAUCCCUCUUAUGUCACCAUUCCUUUCUCUUUUAUGUCUAGUUACGAUGUCUCUCUUAUCUAUCUCUCUCCUUCUUAUACCCCUUUUCCUGUCUAUUUAUACAGUUUUUUCUUCUGUUAUUAGAUUUUUCUUCCCUAUAUAUUUGUCUCCUCUCUUUAUCCCUCUUACUUCUAGAUUCUGCAUGUCCUUUUUUACCUUUACUCUUUUUUCUCUGACAUCUCUAUUUCUUUCUUCAUUUUUAUUUUUUCGCCAUUUUCUCUCCAUUGACCUAUGUAUUAUUUCCUACGACUAUACCCGCAGGCAUUGA
This is a messenger RNA of Acanthosepion pharaonis, 819 nucleotides long. NCBI's taxonomy places the organism in Eukaryota, Metazoa, Mollusca, Cephalopoda, Sepiida, Sepiidae. The record is from the annotation of a GenBank genome assembly.